GUAGAUAAUCCAGACUUGGUCUUACCAGAACCUAAUCUUGUUGGCAAAUUUAGUAUACAAUUAAAUAUUUUAAAAGCUUUUCUUAAAGGAAUUACUCAAUUAGCUCCUCACCAAAGUUUAAUCACAAAAAUGCAUACUAGUCAAAAUGAAUCUGUAAAUAGAAUAAAGUUAAAUUAUACAGACAAAAAACAGGAUUAUCCAAAAUCUUAUAGAACUCGCUAUGCAUUAGCAGUAAUUCAUACCAAUAAUGGUUUUCUGAAAAUAUUGCAAAUUUUUUUUUCAGACCAAGAUUUACUAAAUAUUGGCAAAAUUUGGAAACAAAGAGAAGAUAAACGGAAUCGUAAUGUUGCUGAAAUUCAUAAAAGAAACGAUAUGCGA
This is a messenger RNA of Racocetra fulgida, 378 nucleotides long. NCBI's taxonomy places the organism in Eukaryota, Fungi, Glomeromycota, Glomeromycetes, Diversisporales, Gigasporaceae. The record is from the annotation of a GenBank genome assembly.